Molecule: messenger RNA, 3304 nt
Organism: Anopheles cruzii
Lineage: Eukaryota; Metazoa; Arthropoda; Insecta; Diptera; Culicidae
Product: collagen alpha-1(XVIII) chain-like
Exons: 12
Coding region: 43-1701 (552 amino acids)
Source: RefSeq, a predicted model, not a curated record
ACGGGAGAUCUGGGCCCCGCCGGACCACCCGGUCCUCCCGGGAUGGUCAUCCAGUCCGAAGGCGGUUCCAACGGUAGCUGCCAUUGCCAGGCGGGACCAGCCGGACCUCCGGGACCCCGUGGGCCAAACGGUUUCGACGGUAGCCCCGGGCUGCCCGGUGAAACCGGUCUCCCGGGGCAUCCGGGUCUGCCGGGGGACAAGGGCGAACGGGGCACGCCGGGAGCGAAGGGCGACAAGGGGCCCGAGUUCAUCAUCAACGAAAACGUGGCGUUCAACUCCUCGCGGGCCAACAAAGGCGACAAAGGCGAACGUGGACAGCGGGGACGGAGGGGCAAAACGGGCCCACCGGGUCCGAUCGGGCCACCGGGUAAACCGGGCGGCAUGGGCGAAACGUGGCCGGGACGACAGGGGCCGAAGGGCGAUCCAGGGCAGAAAGGAGAAAAAGGAGACAGCCUAGCGUUACGCGCCUCGAAAGGUGACAAAGGAGACCGCGGAAUUGACGGGCGCGACGGAUUGCCGGGACCGCCCGGGCUACCGGCAGCUUCCGGUGAUGGCGGCGUACAGUACAUCCCGAUGCCAGGACCGCCGGGCCCACCUGGACCGCCGGGCCCGCCCGGGCUAUCGAUCGUCGGCGAAAAGGGUGAUCCGGGCAUGGAUUCGCGGAGUCCGUUCUACAGCAGCGACUCGCAGCACUUCUACGGACGUCAGGGACCUCCAGGGCCACCGGGUCCACCGGGGCCGGCAGGACGAUCCUUGCACGACAGUGACGAGAUACCAAGCGCUUACGGGCCUAAUGUACGCAUCGUGCCAGGAGCCGUUACGUACCAGAAUGCAGAAACCAUGUCAAAGAUGUCUUCUACAACUCCGGUGGGGACGCUCGCCUACGUCAUUGACGAAGAAGCACUGCUGGUGCGAGUGAACAAAGGUUGGCAGUAUAUUGCGCUCGGAACACUGGUGCCGAUAGCAACCCAGGCACCACCAACUACCACUGGCAUCCCACCGCAACGUUCGGACCAGUUGCAGGUAUCGAAUCUCAUCAACAACCUUCCACAAGCGGGAGAAGGAUCAUCGUUCACCGCCACACCGGAGUAUGAGUCGUUGCGGAUGGCAGCACUUAACGAGCCGUACCCGGGCGACAUGCAGGGCAUCCGCGGUGCCGACUUCGCGUGCUAUCGUCAGGCCCGCCGAGCCGGUCUCCUGGGGACAUUUAGGGCUUUCCUGUCGUCGAGAAUCCAAAACCUGGACUCGAUCGUACGAAUAGCAGAUCGUGAGCUGUCUGUGGUGAACACCCGCGGUGACGUGCUGUUCAACACGUGGAAUGGAAUCUUCAACGGCCAAGGAGGCUUCUUCUCGCAGGCCCCACGGAUUUAUAGCUUCAGCGGGAAGAACGUCCUCACUGACAUGGCGUGGCCCCAGAAGCUGGUGUGGCACGGUUCCAGUGCGCUCGGUGAGCGUGCCAUAGACACUUACUGCGAUGCUUGGCACUCGCCAUCGCCGGACAAGGUUGGUCUGGCCAGUAGUUUACUUGGCAAUAAAUUACUAGACCAGGAACGGUUUUCCUGUGAUAAUCGGUUCAUAGUGCUCUGCGUUGAGGCGGUACCACAGGACCGGAGGCGGAAACGAAGGGACACUAGAAGCCAACAUGAGUUUGCCAAUGAAGAAGAGUACAGGCGAUAUCUGCAUAGUAUCGUCACGGUGUAAAGAUAAGAGAAAUUCGCAUAGAUUUAAAUUUUCCAAAUACUCAUCACACAAAAGCCGUCGUUACCGUAAUAGCGAAGGAUGUCCACCGUCAUCAUCGUCAUCGUCAUAUUGAAACAAACACAUCACAAACUUCCCGUUUAUCGUCCGAUCGCUCGAAAGUCGCGUAAGUUGAAAGCGCCGAUUGAACUACUAGAAAUGAACUUAUGAACCCCGAAGGAUUGGGAACAGUACCACAUGUUCCAGAGGAUGCGUCGAGUAAUUAGCGAAGUGCCAGCGGAUAGCUAACGUGGGACACAGCACACGGGAAAAGGGCAUAUAUUUUAAGAAACGAUCGACGGAUCAGCCAUCGAUGACAUUGAAACUGAUUUAAGAACUAAUGAUAAUAAGUAAUUUUAACGGAAAUCGUGGUCUAUUUUUUCGAAUUGAUUUUUUAUGUCCUAUUUUGUGCACACUUGUACCAUAAGAAGAGGGUAGAGAGGUGAAAAAGGCAUACAAACAGUUAAGGAGAUAAAUUAAACCAUUUUAGCGCGUAAGAACAGUACAACGGAUGUGUUAGAAGGCGUAAAAUGUUAGCAAUAAAACAGGGCUGGGGCUGAGCGCGCUAACACGAGAUUCAAUUAAUGCUUACUAAACUAAAAGUCUAACCGUGUCAACAAAAGUCAAAUUCCGAGUCGAUACACUACCGAACUCUUGUCACGUUGAUAGUCAAAUUAAUGCCACAGUCAUUGAUUUUAUUAGUGUGUACUUACACUUAGCGAAUCGCGAAGACGCUUAGUUAACGAUAUAAGUCUCACCGUUGUUGGGAGGCAGGUUUUUAUCCGAAUUAAGCAGCAACAUAUUGUAAGUAACAGUACGCUGAAUGAAAACCAAACGCAACUGUCUUCGAUUUGGGGUCUAAGCACAACUCUCGUUAUGCCUAAAUUAUCACUUUAUGCGCAACCAUCUUGUGUAACGUUUCAUUUCACCAGACAACACAACUCAUCCGUUAGAAAGUGGGAAAAUGGGCAACCCCGUCGAAAAACUUACGCAUCGUGCGCGCAAGUGAACAAUAAUGAAACGAAACCAAUAGGAACAACUAGUUAAAUUGAAGACAAAAUCGUGUUGUGAAUAUGAUGGUAAAAUCUAGCAGCAAUUUACAGAAACAUUUAUGUCUGCAAAAUCGAUGUGCCGGGCGUCAUUCAGCCAAGUUCAAUUUACCUAUUCGUUGUGGGACUAAACAUUUCCGGUUUCAUUUCUCUCCAGUCACAUCACUUCUACUCUUACCCAAUAGUAUUUUAACUACUUUCUAAGUUUUGUUUCAAAAGUGCGCCAUGGGAAAAGGCAAAUAAAACUCGUAUUUACUAACAAAGGAAGGGUACAAGCCAUCGGCGCCGUUUUUAUGCAGCUCGUCGUGGUGACUGCAACGACAAAAUAUUGAAGCCAACGUACAAGCUUUGUGCAUAUUACAUAGCUAAUGAGUUUAACGAUUGUUUCCGUUUAUUUUUUGUUAAAACUAUGGGCGUAGAAUAUAAGCAAUUUUGGAGUCAAGAUAACGGUGUGGAAAAGAUCCGAAUGUAAUCAACUGUUACGGUACCCAGAAGGAGAACUGAAAAUUGACUUGCUG